AUGAGCAACUCAAACAAUCCAACCCCUUUACCAACCGAUCCAUUCCAUGGUGUAUCCAAAGAAGAGAAAGACGUAGCUAAUGCGUUGAUUCUGAUGAGCCAGGGGCCAGCGAAGGCCUCCAGCUCUGACAAGGGAAAGGGAGUAGCUGAUCCUGAUUUGUCCGAUUCUGACUCUGAACUGUCCGACCCUCCCGAUGAUCUAAGCGAACCCGCCGGCGACGCAGUAGGAGAUGACUCAGGCGAGCAACAAGCUGGCCAAUCAAGCACAUCAGCAAUAUGCAGCAGCUGUGGCAAACCCAGGCCCGCGCGCAUUGAAGCCCGGCCCUUGAUGGAAUAA
Messenger RNA from Fusarium vanettenii 77-13-4, 336 nucleotides. RefSeq lists its product as uncharacterized. The coding region runs from base 1 to 336 and encodes 111 amino acids. The transcript has 2 exons. NCBI's taxonomy places the organism in Eukaryota, Fungi, Ascomycota, Sordariomycetes, Hypocreales, Nectriaceae. The record is from RefSeq and is a predicted model, not a curated record.